Molecule: messenger RNA, 2327 nt
Organism: Anas platyrhynchos (mallard)
Lineage: Eukaryota; Metazoa; Chordata; Aves; Anseriformes; Anatidae
Gene: ALDH9A1
Product: aldehyde dehydrogenase 9 family member A1
Molecular function (GO): oxidoreductase activity, acting on the aldehyde or oxo group of donors, NAD or NADP as acceptor
Source: RefSeq, a predicted model, not a curated record
UCGGGGGGGCUCCCCCCAGCUCCUGGCCACCCCCAGAGUCCCGCAGCUGGCCCAUGGUGGUGCCGCGGCCCCUGCUGCAGCCCCUGGUGCCCCGGCUCCGCCGCCUGCUGCCCGGCCUCGCCAUGAGCAGCGCCACCGGCUCCUUCUCCCUGCAGCAGCCCCUCAAUUACCGGGGGGGGGCCCGGCUGCAGCCCACCGAUGGGGGGCAGGUGGAGGAGGUCUACGAGCCAGGCCACAGGCCGAGUGAUAGCCAAGCUGCUGUGCUCCGGGGAGAAGGAGGUGGACCUGGCUGUGCAGAGCGCCAAGGCUGCCUUCAAAGUAUGGAGCCAAAAAUCGGGCAUGGAGCGGUGCCGGGUGCUGCUGGAGGCCGCCAGAAUCAUUCGGGAACAGCGAGAUGAAAUUGCCACCUUGGAAACCAUCAACAAUGGGAAAUCCAUCUUUGAAGCCAGAGUGGACAUCGACAUCUCCUGGCAGUGCCUGGAGUAUUACGCAGGGCUGGCAGGAUCUCUGGCUGGUGAACACGUCCAGCUUCCCGGGGGAUCCUUUGGGUACACUCGCAGAGAGCCCCUGGGUGUGUGUGUCGGGAUCGGAGCCUGGAAUUACCCUUUCCAGAUUGCCUGCUGGAAGGCUGCCCCGGCCCUGGCUUGCGGCAACGCGAUGGUCUUCAAGCCCUCUCCCUUCACCCCCAUCUCGGUGGUGAGGUUGGCAGAGAUCUUCACCCAGGCUGGUGUGCCCAAGGGGCUCUUCAACGUGGUGCAGGGUGGGGUGGCCACAGGCCAGUUCCUGUGUCAGCACCCAGAUGUGGCCAAAAUCUCCUUCACUGGCAGCGUGCCGACUGGCGUCAAGAUCAUGGAGAUGGCAGCUAAAGGGAUCAAACCCGUCACCUUGGAGCUGGGAGGCAAAUCCCCCCUUAUCAUCUUUUCGGACUGCGCCCUGGAGAACGCUGUGAACGGAGCCCUCAUGGCCAACUUCCUCACGCAGGGCGAGGUGUGCUGCAAUGGCACGCGGGUGUUUGUGGAGAGGAAGAUCCUGGAUACCUUCACAAAGGAGGUGGUGAAACGCACCCAGAAGAUCAAGAUUGGAGACCCGCUUCUGGAAGACACCCGGAUGGGAGCCCUCAUCAACCGGCCCCACCUGGAUCGUGUCCAGAACUUUAUCAAGCAGGCGAAGGAGCAGGGUGCCCAGGUGCUGUGCGGUGGGGACCUUUAUGUACCGGAUGACCCGAAGCUGAAGAACGGCUUCUACAUGCGCCCCUGUGUGCUAGGGAACUGCACCGAUGACAUGACGUGUGUGAAGGAAGAGAUCUUCGGGCCCGUCAUGUCCAUCCUGCCCUUUGACACCGAGGAGGAGGUGGUGGAGAGAGCCAACAACACCAAGUUUGGGCUGGCUGGUGGCGUCUUCACCAGGGACAUCCAGAAGGCUCACAGGGUCGUGGCUGCGCUUAACGCCGGGAUGUGCUUCAUCAACAACUACAACGUCAGCCCCGUGGAGCUGCCCUUCGGAGGAUACAAGGCGUCAGGGUUUGGCAGAGAGAACGGACGGGCAGCCAUCGAGUACUACUCGCAGCUGAAGACGGUCUGCGUGGAGAUGGGUGAUGUGGAGUCCGUGUUCUAGUGGCUCUGGGGCCAUCCGGAGGGCGCGCCGGCUCAGAAUGGUGAAUCAUUUACCCAGCAAUAAAGUGCUGAGAGAUUGUAAGUGCCUGGGGGUGGGGCAGAGCGAGGGCAGCAUUUGGCCACCCCGCUGCUGCGAGGGGAAGGGAACAUCAGACUGGGAGGGAGCAACCUGGCUUUCAGCAGCUGGCACCUGCAGCUACUUCAUGUUAGCAGGGGCUUCCCCCCAGCAGAUCUUGAACCCUGCUCUCUCUCACCUUCAAUCAAGUUCAGUCUCACCUUACCAAGUGUGACUCUCAGUGCACCUAAAAGCCCUGGGACACGUUGCUGUGCUGUAGCUCUAUAGACUCUUUUCUCUGGCUAUAUAAAAGCCUUAAGAGGAGCCUUUAGUUUUUCCCUCUAGCCCACUUGUGAAUCAAAAUUCUGUUUUUUAGCUGUGCCUCACCUCCAGGUGGGACACGAUACCAUAGGGGUGGAGAGCUGAUGCUGCCUGUGGCAGGCAUGGUGCUGCAGAUGCUCUCCUCACACAGCACAGAGGAUAACCAGAGUGGUAGCGAGCGCUGACAUAGAACAGCUUUUGCCUAAGACAGGCAGGCAUCUAUUUGAUUUCUUUCCUAUAGGCCUACUUCUCUUUAUAAACAUGAUGAAAUAGCAAAUUUAAAUGUUUACCUAAUCUUUUUUAAGUAAUCAAAUAAACACUAACUCUGCAACAUCUUA